AUGGAGUUUGGAACAAUCGAUUUAGGGGGGUUGGGAUGGGUUGGUUUAGUGGGGAGGAGGGAGUCAACCGAAUCAGGACGAGUUAGUACAGUUGAAGAGGAAGGGGGAGGUGACCCAGGUCAGGAUGAGGUAGUGCACUGGGAGAGAGGAGGCAUCCAGGUCAGAACGAGACUUGGAUACGUUGUCAUUAUGGCAUCGUUGCAAGCACACGAAGACACCGAUGACAAUCUUUACCCUAUUGCUAUACUUAUUGAUGAACUUCGUAAUGAAGAUGUACAACUACGCUUGAAUAGUAUACGUAAAUUGUCAACCAUUGCACUUGCAUUGGGUGUUGAACGUACGCGUGGCGAGUUAAUUCAGUUUCUAACGGAUACUAUAUACGACGAAGAUGAAGUACUGCUUGCUUUGGCCGAACAGUUGGGUAACUUCACGCCACUAGUUGGUGGACCAGAUUACGUCUUCUGUUUGCUUCCACCACUUGAGAACUUGGCUACUGUUGAGGAAACUGUGGUGCGUGACAAAGCGGUGGAAAGUUUACGCAAGAUCGCUGACAAACAUUCAAGCACAGCCCUCGAAGAACAUUUUAUUCCAAUGAUCAGACGUUUAGCUACGGGGGACUGGUUCACAUCACGAACCUCGGCAUGUGGACUCUUCAGUGUUGCUUAUCCUAGAGUGAGCCCUGCUAUAAAAGCGGAACUUCGGAAUUUAUUUCGAACGUUAUGUCGCGAUGACACACCGAUGGUGCGACGAGCUGCAGCUUCAAAAUUAGGGGAGUUCGCCAAAGUUUUUGAAGCCGAUUUUCUUCGAGAUGAACUUCUUCAGAUGUUUAUGGAUCUGGCUUCAGACGAACAGGAUUCUGUGCGAUUGUUGGCAGUUGAAGCAUGCAUUUCAAUCGCUGCUUUGUUGACGGAAGAACAACGCAAAGAACUCAUUAAACCAGUUCUCAUCAAUUUAAUUGAAGAUAAAAGCUGGCGUGUGCGUUAUAUGGCCGCCGAAAAAUUCACUGACAUACAAUCUGCUGUUGGCAAAGACAUAACAGUAAACGAACUUCUCCCAGCAUUCAGUAGUCUUCUAAAGGACAUGGAAGGCGAAGUACGUAGUGCAGCUGCUGCAAAAAUACAAGCAUUUUGUGCUGCACUUCCUGCAGUUGGUCGAGAAAAAGCAAUCUUGGCUCAUGUUUUACCUGUUGUAAAAGAGCUUGUCACCGACCCAAAUCAACAUGUGAAAACAGCACUUGCAUCUGUAGUCAUGGGCUUAGCUCCAAUACUUGGGAAAGAUCUGACGAUGGAACAUCUUCUGCCGAUUUAUUUGACUCUUUUGCGUGAUGAAACUGCGGAAGUGCGGCUAAAUAUAAUUUCUUCUCUAGAUAAGGUGAACGAAGUGAUCGGUGCAUCGCAAUUGUCACAGUCCUUGUUACCGUCAAUUGUAGAAUUAGCUGAAGAUGGGAAAUGGCGAGUGCGUCUAGCUAUUGUUGAUUUCAUGCCGUUGCUUGCCGCUCAAUUGGGGCAAGAAUUUUUCGAUGAGAAACUGCUUCCGCUUUGUAUGGCAUGGCUAACCGAUCAUGUUUAUGCCAUACGCGAAGCUGCAACGGGCAUUCUGAAACAACUAACGGAGAAAUUCGGUGCUGACUGGGCAAUGAAACAAGUGGUGCCGAAGGUAACAGCACUUGCAAGUGAUACAAACUAUUUGCAUCGUAUGGCAUGCUUAUUUUGCUUCAACACUCUUUGCGAAGCUCUUGGCGCAGAUCAUACUGUUAAGGAAAUUCUACCUGUAGUACAACAGUUGAGUGAUGACCAUGUACCGAAUGUUAGAUUCAAUGUCGCUAAAACUCUUCUUCGUAUUGGUCACACGGUUGAUCAGGGAGUAGUUAAUAGUCAGAUCAAACCAUUACUGUCUAAGAUGUGUAAUGAUAGCGAAUUCGACGUCAGAUACUUUGCGGACGAGACGCGAAUGGCAUUGGGACUGACAAAUUAAUUUUGGAGGAUUCGCGUAAAAUUGCGAAGUAUGAAUUGUUUUUUAUCCCAAGAAUUCUGGAUGGAAAAAGUUCUCGUCUCGAUUUAUAAAUUGUGGUUUACUUAAGUACUGCACCAAUAGAAUCUGAUAAACAUGUUUUUGCAAAUUCCGAAUCUACCCAAUUUUAUUGGGCGCGACAAGAUGUUUCUGUUCUAGGAACUGGUUAUCCAUUUGUAAAUUGUUUACGAUUUCAUGUAUUGUUCCGUUCCUGUGUUUUUUUCUAUGCUACACUUAUAAAAAUUGUGCAUUGCCACGGUUCUUGCAAUGAAAUAAGCUGCUCUUUUUUGCUUUAUAUGGUGUUGCAGCUGUACUGAGAAGAGAGACGUUGUCUAUAGACAGUGCAAAAUCAGAGUGCCAGACAUUCUCGUCAUUCUUGACCAGGAGAAAGUUCUUGACGAUCUAUUGCCUUCUUUUAUAUAUGUAGUAAUUCAAAGAUGGUCAGGAAAAUUUGAAGCUAUCUUGAUCAUGC
This is a messenger RNA of Loa loa (African eye worm), 2482 nucleotides long. RefSeq names its product phosphatase PP2A regulatory subunit. Gene Ontology annotation, biological process: protein dephosphorylation. The coding region runs from base 1 to 1974 and encodes 657 amino acids. The transcript is spliced from 15 exons. Gene Ontology annotation, cellular component: protein phosphatase type 2A complex; cytoplasm. Gene Ontology annotation, molecular function: protein binding; protein phosphatase regulator activity. NCBI's taxonomy places the organism in Eukaryota, Metazoa, Nematoda, Chromadorea, Rhabditida, Onchocercidae. The record is from RefSeq and is a predicted model, not a curated record.